Durio zibethinus is the source of this 2363-nucleotide messenger RNA. The record is from RefSeq and is a predicted model, not a curated record. NCBI's taxonomy places the organism in Eukaryota, Viridiplantae, Streptophyta, Magnoliopsida, Malvales, Malvaceae.
GAAAAUAGCCUUUCAGGAAUCCCGCUGACGCUGAUCAGAACGGCUGAAACCUGAAGCUGUUACCCCAACUGUGAUAGCGACUAAAACAGUCAGACAAUCAUUUCCUCUCUUUCCCAAAAUGAAAACUUUCGUCACUUCUCCCGAAAAAAAUGCUUUCAAAUCCACGGAAACUUCAAUGUUCUCCCGCCAUGGCUUCUUUAUCGGCUGAAUCCUUGAGUUAUGGCGGGUGGUUCGAUUUUGAACCCGUUAGUUGGUGUGCUAAGUUGGUGAGUCAAUUCAGUUGCAUAAUUUCCUCGUUUCUAUCGGAAUUGAUUAUAGAAACGUUUUUAUUGGGGCUUGUUUGUGCCUUGGCGAUUUCUAGGGUUAGAGUCUCUACAAUUAUCGUAUUUUCAGCUUCUAUUUUGGUUUCUGGUAUUGGCUUUUCGUUUGGGUUUGUUUAAGGCGGGAGUUUCAAUGAGCUAAGUUCAAAUAAGAGAAGGUCAAAGCGGAAAUUUUUAAGAGUUUACAGUGAGAAAUUGAGGAAUUUAGUGGAUUUUUUUAUGGGUUUGAUGUUAAAGUUAAUAAUUUGAAGAAUAAUAUACGAAGAACUAUUGAUUCUAACAGAAUUAUUGUAGCUGAUGUGGAGAAUUCUGCUAGUUUAGUGGAAUCGAUGAGUUAAUGUUCAUGACGCUUCUAUGGAUGACGUGGGGAACUCUUAUAGAGAGAACCAGAAACCAUCAGGUAGAAAAAAGGAAGCUGGUGAAGUUGGGUUUGAGUUACAGUUUCUUGGGAGUUUGUUUGGUGAAAUAUCGGUGGCUUCAAAGCCUAAUAAAGUGAGAGAUGAUGUUAAGUCAGGUACUGUGCAUAUGAUUUAAAUAAUCAAAUUCGAGAUGUUCGAUUGCCUCUUGUUGAAGAUAGGGUUUUUAGUUCACCUAAUAACAGCAAACGAGUUUCAAAUUAAGGUUUUGCUCAAGAUUUUUUGAAUGUCUGAUUUGAAUCAAGAUAGAGAUAGGAGAAUAGAUAUUGAUUUAGAGAAUGGGAAAAUAAGGUUUGAUUUUCUGGGUGAAAGUGCUAAGAGAUUUGUUGAUAGCGAAGAGUUUAAUUACGGAGGUAACAGAUUGCAGUUUGUGAAUACUUAUGACAUCUCUUUCAACAGAAGUCCUGUGAAUGAGAGUAAAAGAUAGAAAUCCGAUGAUAAUCUGCUUGGUUCUGUGGAUUUCAGUGUCAGAUUGAAACAUAUGAAAACUGCAGCUUUAUUUGCACAUGAGCUGCUGCUUCAGGAAUCUAGUAGAUCUUACUGGUCUUCCUAAAGCCCCGUGAAGACUGAAAAUGAGGCAUAGGGAAAGAGGGAGUGUUAUAUGAAGAUGAUUCCUCCUAGCUGAUCACCUAUUUGCACAUGAGAAUGAGGUCAGUUCAUCAUCAUCAUCAUCAUCAUCAUCAUCAAAGUUUGCCAAUGAUUCAUUCUUCCAUAAGUAUCUUACGGAAGCUAGUGUUCUUCUUAAAGAAACCAAAGAGUGUAUGAGGGGUAGACAUGAUGAAGAGUAUGUAAAAGUCAUCUUGAAUAGGUCUGCCACGUUACUCUCACAGGCCAUAACAAUGAAGCCCAUGAGCCUGUUGGCUGUGGGCCAUUUAGGCAACACUUAUCUUCUUCACGGAGAAUUGAAACUACAUGUCAGUUGUGAGCUGAGAACUCUUCUUGCUAUAAAUAAUCCAAUAAUUGGUGAGAGGCCACAAGGAAGAGUAGUUAAUGGACUAGGUGAUCAAUUUUCCAGUAGGGCUAAAAUUUUAUCGCUCUUAGUUAGUGCUUGUGAAGAGUUUGAAGAGCUCCUUGCGAGGAGUGGCCAAAAAUAUCGGCUGGCAUUAUCAAUUGAUGGAGAUGAUGUGAGAUCCCUACAUAAUUGGGGCCUUGCUCUGUCUUUUCGUGCACAAUUGAUUGCAGACAUUGGACCAGAAGCAGCUUUUGAUGCUGACAAACCAUUCUUGGCUGCAAUUAAAAUUUGAUGCCAUGAUGACUAGAAGCAAUGUUCAUGCACCUGAUGAUAUGUCAAUGUCUAAGUUGUUUUGUUUCAGUCGAGAAGUGUGAUGUCACAUUGUCGAUACGAUAACUGAGUUAAACUCUAUAGACCAUUGACAAAUGAUUUAUGGCCUCCAACAAUUUAACUGAAACGUAACCACAAAAUAGAUUGUGCUCUGCAAUGUGCUAAUUAAAGUGAAGCUUUAUUAAGAAAACCAUUUAUGUCUUAUCUGUAGCUCCAAAUUGUAUUGAAAUGUAGAAGUCUCUAAAUCUUAGCACUUUGCUGUGUCUACAUGAUUAUGUGUUCUGUAAUUUUUUAGGAAUACCAGAAUAGAGCAUUCCUAUUUGCUGGAUGACAAGUAUAGUUUCC